Messenger RNA from Xiphophorus hellerii (green swordtail), 1540 nucleotides. RefSeq names its product neutral cholesterol ester hydrolase 1-like. The record is from RefSeq and is a predicted model, not a curated record. Gene Ontology annotation, molecular function: carboxylic ester hydrolase activity. The transcript has 5 exons. The coding region runs from base 100 to 1320 and encodes 406 amino acids. NCBI's taxonomy places the organism in Eukaryota, Metazoa, Chordata, Actinopteri, Cyprinodontiformes, Poeciliidae. Gene Ontology annotation, cellular component: membrane.
CCCGCUCCGCUCCCUCCUCCCCGACCGUUGGCGACCUGACAGCGGGCAGUGCCGUAUGAUUCUCCCGGGCAGGUUCACUCCUCCUUCGUCUUCUGCGCGAUGAGGCUCCGUUUGGCCGGGGCCGUGCUGCUGGCGGCGGCCGCCUACUACGUGUACCUGCCGCUACCGAGCGGCGUGAGCGAGCCGUGGAAGCUGAUGCUGCUGGACGCGCUGUUCCGGAGCUUCAUGCGGGCGAGCGACGCGGCCCACACCCUGGGCGUGUGCCACCGUGUUCACCUGCUGAACCGGGUGGUGUCCUGGGUGGAGGUGAUCGAGGCUCGCUCCAGUCCCACCGUCAACGUGACUGACUCCACCCUGGGAGGCGUCCCCACCCGCGUGUUUCAGCCAAACGGAGAAAGCAGGCUGAGAAGAGGAGUCAUCUAUUUCCAUGGAGGAGGCUGGGCACUCGCUAGUGGCAAGAUGCGCUCCUAUGACCUUCUUUGUCGGAAAAUGGCGGAGGAUCUGGACGCCGUCAUAAUGUCUGUGGAUUACCGCCUUGCUCCCGAGGCCGUGUUUCCGGAUCAGUACCACGACGCCGUGGCAGCGUCGCGGGUCUUCCUGUCCGCUGAACUCUUGCAGCAGUACGGCAUCGAUCCGGAGCGGCUCUGCGUGUCUGGAGACAGCGCUGGAGGAAACCUGGCUGCUGCUGUGGCGCAGGAGCUCAGCCUGGAUAACUCUCUGCAGGUGAAAUUCAAAGCCCAGGCGCUGAUCUACCCAGUGCUGCAGGCUCUCGACUUCCACACGCCGUCGUACCAGCAGAACCAGGCCGUGCCCAUCCUCUACAGGCCUUACCUGGCCCGCUUCUGGCUGCAGUACCUGGGCGCCGACUCCUCCCUGGAGCCCGUCCUACUGGUGAACAACCACAGCGCUCUGGACGAGCGGGCCAUCAGCGCCGCCACCCGCUCCAAGCUGAACUGGACCGCUCUGCUGCCGGCCGAGCGCAAGAAGAACUUCAAGCCGGUCGUUAAGGAGAAGGGAUCGCCAGGCGUGGUGGGCGCGGUGCCGGGGCUGAUAGACGUGAGGGCGGCGCCGCUGCUGGCGGAGCAGGAGGUUCUGGGUAAAACGCCCAAAGCAUAUGUGAUGACGUGCGAGUUUGACGUUUUGCGGGACGACGGACUGAUGUACGGCAGGCGGCUGAGGGACGCUGGCGUUGAGGUGACGAGUGACCACUACGAGGACGGUUUCCAUGGCUGCAUGGUGUUUGCGAACCUGCCAAUGAUGUCGAGUGUUGGACAGAGAAGUAUGAGGAACUACAUUCGCUGGCUGGACCAGAACCUAUGAGCAGGACUCCACACAUAUGGGAGCUCUUAGUUGAAUUUUUAAAAAUUGUUGUAAAGAAAACCCAAAACAAAACAAGCAGUGUAAACAUCUUUACACUGCAAAAAAACAAUUAUCAGGUAUUUUUGGUCGAGUUUCUAGUGCAAAUUUCUUAUUGCACACUAAAUAAGAUAACACUAACUUGAGAGUAACUUUUCAUCAGGAAAUAGGAGCUGGUUUAAAU